AUGGAUUACUCUGCCCUGAUGAAUGCCAAUAAGAGUAACUUUUUCCACAACAACAUCUGCCCUUCUCAUCUUGAAUCGAUUGAGGACAAAAUAAAGGAGGAUCCAAUUACAUAAAAAAUGUAACUACAACGAAAAUAAAGAAAGAAACUUUCUUAAGAUCCACCCUUUUCUCAACUAGAGAGCUCUCUAAUAAUCCAGAAUAAUUAUCCUAAGCAAAAAAAAUAUAAUCGUAACCAAGAAAAUAUUGCUGGAGGCACCAAAGAACAAGUCAAUGCUACUAAUCAAAUGCCAUCUUUGGGGAAUUUCACUUUUUAUGAUACUCUGCAGUAUUCCCAAUAAAACUCAUACCAGUAAUCCCCAAGAAAAGUUAGAAUAAAGGAAUCAACUCUACGUGAGCAUGUAAAUAAUAAUGAAGUCUAUGAAUAAAUAAGAUAAAACUUCCUUGAAUCCCAAAGAGAUACAAAAAAUAAAAGAAUUACACAGUUGGCAUUACAAUAGUAACCAGCUAAAAGGCUUAAAGUUUAAUGCGCUCAGAUCAAAAAUUAGUUGCAAUGCUAAUCUACAUCCCAAGAGGUCGAGUUGAAGCAAUUGGGUUAGGAUAGUGCAAUAAUGCAUCGUAAGUUGGCAUAGUAAAGAAUAAAAAGCUAGAAAAUGCACUCUAUGUUCGAUGAGACUGUGACUGUAGCAAAGUUUAUUAAUAAAUUUAAAAUCUAUGAUUCUAAGACAAGAAUGUAGAAUGUUCAUUCAUAAAAGUAGAGUCCGAAUAGAUCAGUAAUGAAUAAUGACUUUUAUUUGAAGAAAGGUCCUCUCUUGGUUUAAGACAGUAAUAGACCGCGUAACCUUGAUCUAAAUUUUGACAUUAAGACAGAUGAUGAUCUUAUAUAUUAAUUUGACACCUAUCAAUCUCCAGAGUAUCAAGCUCUCUAACAAUCAUAUUUUCCCAGCAUUGAACUUUAAAUAUCCAUUGAUGAGUAAUAAGAACAACAUGAUGAUAAGAAGAAAUUAAUCACUGAUUUCAAAAAUGUUUAAAAAAAGAAUAGCAAUAGUAGUAUUUUACCAGAAUUACCUUAAAUUUCAUCAACAUCAAAGAAACUGUCUCUCAAAAACUUACUAUUAGAUGCAAAUUUGGAAUUCAAAACAUCAAAUGACUCGAAGUAAUAGAUGUCAAAACCCAUUUUAAAGUACAUAAAGCUUGAUAUGAGAAAUCAGCCACCACCAUUGGAAAAAUCACUAGAUAUUUGCACUCCAAUUUCUCACAAUAGACUUGAGCAUAUGAAGAAAAAAGAUAAGAGCUAAGAAGAUUUAAGAAUUUCAGUGUAGAUAAACAAUAGCUAAGAUGAUCCGAACAGCAGGGGCGGUGAUUGUUUUUCAAAUUAGAUACUAAGAGAAAAGAUCAAACCAUAAAACAAUCUUUCUUGCUCUACAGCUGCUAUUGGAUUGAAACUAGAGUAGAGGAAGCUAAAUAUCAACAAGUACAGCAGAAAAUAGUAGAGUUAGAAUAAUAUCAUGAUAAAGAGAAGAAGGAUAUCAAUGCAGGACUAGGUAGAGCAUAUCAAUAUGCAAGUACAGUAGGAGAACAUUGAAGAUUAAAUAAAGUAUCUUGACGAGGAAGCAGAACUUCAUGUUCUUUCUAAGAAUUUUAUCAUAAAAGAUUAAGGAACUUAAAACUUAAGUAGAUAUUGA
This is a messenger RNA of Stylonychia lemnae, 1683 nucleotides long. The record is from the annotation of a GenBank genome assembly. Lineage: Eukaryota; Ciliophora; Spirotrichea; Sporadotrichida; Oxytrichidae.